AUUCAUUCAGUGAUAUAUGGAUUUAAUUUCUAUUUAAUUUAAUGUGCCACCUAACUCUUGCUGCUUUUGUUUGUUUGUUUUCGUUAUAUUCUUGCUUGGUGAGUUCCGGCUGCCGUUAAGAGUUUACGUUUACGUGGGUGUACGUAAAGUGAUAUAGCAUAGCACAUAAGGAAAUAUGUAUAAUUGUAAGUAAAUCAACAACAUGUCACACAAUAAUUCCAGAAAGCAAUUAAAGGCAAAUUUGAGUGUACUACACAGGCUUCAGCCUAUGCCCUCUAAUAUAGCGCAAGCAGUGUUUGAAAAAAAAGGUUUGGAGAAGCCCACACAGAACUUGUUCAACAACUUAACUUACUACUUAUUGAGUUUGAUUGAUCCUCAAUUCCACUCCUCUAUGACGUGCCCUCUUUAUGAUACAAGACUAGAAAGGGCAUUUAGAAGCGAAUUAUCUGGUUUUAUAAGUCAUUAUGCCGCUAAAGGACUCCUAACCGAUGUAAGGUCAUCAUAUUUAGUCCAUCCUAGUUGCCAAAAAGUUACAUUACUGAUGUACCAACUUUCCAUACUAGCUGUAAAGCAAAUGCUUACUAUAAAGAUCAAAGGGACUGAAAAACAGAAGAUAUUUGAUGAGGUAUCUGAAAAGUUUAAUAAAAGACAAGAUGAUAAAAGUUUCAGUGAAUAUAUGAAGAAUUUGAACUAUGAAGAUAAUGUUUUGGAUAAGCUGGACACGUUUUUAGAAAAAAGACAACAUUAUGCAAUAAUUGCUGAAAAGUUGCGCACAAAAAUAACAGAAAGCAAGGAGAAAUUGUCUAUUUUAAACCCCAAGGCAUACAUAAAUAGUUUAAUAGAUGGUUUCAAUUAUGACUUAGUAGAUGUAUCAUUAAAAGAUGAAAUAUUGAAAAUUAAAGAUAUCAAGAAACCAGCUCCAAUUUUUGAGGAAUGGUUGAAAGAUCUCGAUGAAGAAGUGGAUAAUAUGGAAGGUACCUGGGAUACCAAAGUGUUGCCACUUUUAAAUAAUUGUCGGAACAUGUAUAAUUUGUCAAAAGAGCUCGUCAAAAGGGAGACGGGUCAAAUAGAGAAGAGUUGUUACAUGUUAACAUAUGAUCCAAGCGAUGCAAUUUGUACAGAUGAAUUGCAAAAUGAGGUCAACAGUAGUCAGAAAUAUAUAUUGCAGAACAUCCAACAGAAUGGGAGACUGAAUUUUCCCAACCUCAUCCAAGCGUUUCUUAUAAGUAUGUCUUACAUUUUGAAAAGCAACAACUUUGAGAACGAGACAUACUUCAACGAACGUGUGAGAGCUUACCAGGAGCAGUUAGGUGGAGUUAGGGCGGCUUUCCAAGCCUUAUUAGAGAGAGUGGACAGGAAUGAGAAGAGAUUACAGCCGACGCCUGUAGUCAACGUCCAAUCAAUGUCCAUAGAAGAUCACUGGCAAAUACCUCCUCUACCAGACCUCUCAGGCCUCAAAAUGAAGCAAAACCAAUACAACUUCAAUUUUGAUACUUUCACCCCUCUAAAUCACUCCAAACACCAGUUUAACCUAUGUAGAAGAGGAGAGGUGGUCUCCAGGCCUCCACCCAGACCAGUACCAACCUAUCAUGCUCCAAAAGACGAUUUCUUAAAAACCUUACUAUCAAGUAGAGUAAGAGUCUUUGAUCGUGAAAAUAUAAACCAGAGUAGUAAUACUUCCGUUAAAUCAAACAUCAAAGUUAACGAAACAAUAGCAGGAUGUUCAUCUGGGUUCACGAAAGAACAGGUUGCAAGAUUGUUAUCAACGAAGAAAAGCAGCAUUAAAAAGCAUAAGAAAGCAAUGGCCAGUCCCGAUAAUGAUAAACUCAUAAAAGGUCAAUUGUUCAACGAAUCGGUGAUUUCAAAUGACAAACAGGGUUUGUUCAGGAGUUAUUCCUCGCCCAAUUUACUUGGCAACAGUGAUAAAAAACCUUUGUUUAAUAUUAGAGGGAGAAAAUUAUCUAUUAUGCAAGAAGAUAGUCCACCGUCAUUCAACGUUUCUGGCGUUGUUCGCUUAGAUAACAAUUUUGAUACACCCAAUGCAGAAAAUUCUGGAAAUACCAUUAAUUUUCAAAAAAUCAGCGAUGAAGUCAACAUACAAAUCAAUAAUGUUCAUAGAGAAUUAGAAAACAUAGUUUCUCCAAUUUUAGUGCAAGAAAGUCACGCUAAAGUGGUAACUGCAAGCAGGAUACCACGGAUUAUUACUACUGCACCAGUGGAAGAACAAAAAAUACACUUGCAUAAAACUGAUACGAGAAGGGACUUAACUACUGCAACAAAAGUGAAACAAGACAUGCACUUUUCUAAAACUGAUACAGCAAGAGAGUUACAAGAAUCUCAUUCAACUGAAAUGACCUCAACAAAAGAACUCUCAAAGAUUUAUUUUUCACCGUUAACUGAGCCAGAAGCUAACUCAUCCAAAAACAUGAGCAUGAAGGAUUUGCAAGAAAGUCAUCAUUCAUUGAAAACUGAUACAACAAGAGAGUUACAAGAAUCUCAUUUAUCUGAAAUGACCACUACAACAGAAUUAUCAAAGAUUUAUUUUUCACCGAUAACUGAGCCAGAAGCCAACUCACCCAAAACAAUGACCGUGAAGGAUUUGCCAGAAAGUUAUAAUUCAUUCAGAACAACAGACUUACAAGAAUCUCAUUUAUCUAAAAUGACCACAACAACAGAAUUGCCAGGGAUUAAUUUGUCACCCGAUCCAGAAGCUCACUCAUUCAAAACCGUGACCGUGAGAAAGCAAGACAGUCAUUCGUUGAAAACUGUCACACCAAGAGUGUCUAUAUCAUCAAUGCAAGAAACUCACACACCAAAACCAAACGCUGCCCUCAUAAAAAAGACUAGUUCUUUAGAGAAAAUUAUCAACCGUUUCAAACAAGUGCGAGCAAAGGUGAUACCCGUUAAGGAAGAAAACGAAAAUUUGGAUACAAACAACGAUUUAAUAACUAGAAAUUUAUUACCGGACCUUUUGAGUCCAAGUUUCAGUUUGAACAGGAGGUCUAACAGUGAUAAUAAUUUUGAUAUAUGGGGUUCAGAUACAGACGAUGUAGUUGAUAAGGGACCUAGGGUCAGUUUAGGGACUAUGCUGGGCGUAGACCAUACCUUUUUAGACCAAUUUGAUCUGAGCGACUGAUAUUUUCUUCUAGUGCCUUGGAAACCACAAGUGGGUAUUUAACGAAAAUCAAUAUUCUGCCACUAGUGCAGUUAUUGUAUUUAAAAUAUUGUUCCUUGCAAAAGUGAUAAAGUACAAUUUUUAAUAGAAGUUUUAUAGUAUGUCGGUGGUCUGUGUCUAGUAUGUAGUGUUUGCAUUAAGAGGCUCAAAAGCUGUAAACCCAGAGCCGUAAAACCAGUUAAAAAAAGUUUACAUUAAGGUGCAUGCUGUGGUAAGCUAGGGUUCUUCUCUCGCACAAUCUAACAUUCUCAAUUAUUAUUGUGAAAGAAUCAAAUGUGAUUCGGCCAAGUCCUAAACAGUAAAAUUAUGUUCAUUUUUGACCUAAUUUUAUGUAAUACUAGCGGAUGCCCGCGACUUCGUCCGCGUGAAUUUAGGUUAUUAAAGACCAGUGGGAACUGUUUGGUCUUCCGGGAUAAAAAGUU
Maniola jurtina (meadow brown) is the source of this 3597-nucleotide messenger RNA. RefSeq lists its product as uncharacterized. Lineage: Eukaryota; Metazoa; Arthropoda; Insecta; Lepidoptera; Nymphalidae. The record is from RefSeq and is a predicted model, not a curated record. Bases 203 to 3136 code for a protein of 977 amino acids. The transcript has 3 exons.